Messenger RNA from Gigantopelta aegis, 5771 nucleotides. Its product is annotated as rap guanine nucleotide exchange factor 4-like. The transcript has 29 exons. Gene Ontology annotation, biological process: Ras protein signal transduction; positive regulation of GTPase activity. The record is from RefSeq and is a predicted model, not a curated record. Gene Ontology annotation, molecular function: guanyl-nucleotide exchange factor activity. Gene Ontology annotation, cellular component: plasma membrane. Lineage: Eukaryota; Metazoa; Mollusca; Gastropoda; Neomphalida; Peltospiridae. The coding region runs from base 519 to 3566 and encodes 1015 amino acids.
GUGCUUGCCAACACUUGAGGUCUGUGGCAGCUGUGAUUACAGAGUUAUUCAGUCAUACCUCCCCAGCACUUAUUGAUUUGCCUGAGACACGGCCACCGAGCCAUCUGCUUGAAGGACAACCGAGAGAAAGAGAGAGAGAGAGAGUGUAGCCUGGCAUGCGUACAAUGAGUCUGACACACUCAUUCAGUCUCUCAGCUGAUCAUUUCACGACCAGGCUGCCUCGUCAAUAACACACAUGGGAAGGCACCUGUCUCCUCAUGGAAAAUCAAUAAUGUUCAUCGUCGCUAAAGGUCCCAAUGCCUGUAGCAGUGUUUUCACACUUAUUCUGCAUCAACCGCUGCCUCUAGCUACCAAGAGAAACUAAAAACAUCAAAGUGCUCAAACGCCAACCUGUGCUUGUGGCAGCCGUCAUUUGGGAGAGGAUUGUUUCUAUCUCAUCAUUAAUCACCGAGGUACCAGGGGUUGGCGAGAAACCUGUCACCACGGCACAACUCUCAGGAAACAGAUCUUCACGGAAAAUGGUCGCAGAGUGGAUUGCGUGUCUAGAUAAAAGACCCGCAGACCGGACGGGGGAGGACCUGGACAUCAUCUACUCGAGACUUAAAGACAUCAAACCCCUCGAGAAGUUCCACCCCCUCCUCCUACAGCAGAUCUGUUACUAUGGCUACUAUGAAGAUCUUGACAAAGGAGUUACAUUGUUUCGUCAAGGUGACAUCGGAACUAACUGGUACACUGUGUUAUCAGGAUCUCUUCAAGUCACUCUCUCAGAAACUGGUCUACAAAAGUUUGAGGACGCCGUCACGCUGUGUGUUCUCGGCGCGGGGACAUCGUUCGGCGAAUCGAUCCUCACCAACAAACCACGACACGCGACCGUCAUCACGCAGGACUUCACAGAACUCAUCCGGGUCGAGCAGAAAGACUUCAAGAUCCUCUGGGAGAGGAACAAACAGCUGAUGGAGGGUGUGUUUACUCCCCUGAAUUCCUUACAAGGGACAGAAAACAAGAGGCUUGGUGACAUACGGAGAGACCGCAGCAAAACAAGCUCUACGUCAAGUGAACUAGAUGAUGUUCCAAACCCAGCAGCUCCCAUCACUGCUGUUCCAUCUGACAAGCUGUUGCAGGUUGGUCACAUUCUGAGGACCGUUCUGCUGAGUCGCGCCCCGCACAUGAUCCGUGACAGGAAGUACCACCUGCGCACGUACCGGCGGUGCAUGGUCGGCUCCGAGAUGGUCGACUGGUUAAUGCAGCAGUCAUCGCUCGUCCACAUGCGCAACCAGGCAGUUGGGAUGUGGCAGGGGCUGUUAGAGGAGGGUGUGGUUGUCCACGUUUGCCACCAGCACCAGUUCAAGGACAAGUACCUGUUUUACCGGUUCUCCGCGGACGACGAGGGGGUGGGUGUGGCCCCGACAGCGGCUGACCGGAAGGACUGUGACGAGAUGCUGCAGGAAGCAAUAACAACACUCGCCAAAAUUGGACCCGAUGCCAUGAUGAGGAUGAUCCUACGCAAACCACCUCAUGAGCGAACUCCAGAAGACUUGGAGAUCAUAUAUGAAGAACUGUUGCACAUCAAAGCCUUGUCGCAUCUUUCCACCAUGGUGAAGAGAGAACUUGCUAGCGUGCUGGUAUUCGAAUCACAUCCAAAGUGUGGCACAGUCUUAUUCAACCAAGGAGAUGAAGGCAAAUCCUGGUAUAUUAUCCUGAAGGGUUCAGUCAAUGUUGUUAUUUAUGGCAAAGGAAUUGUUUGUACUCUAAACGAAGGAGAUGACUUCGGAAAACUCGCUCUUGUCAAUGAUGCACCAAGAGCUGCCACCAUCAUUCUGCAAGAAGACAACUGCCAUUUUCUGCGAGUGGACAAAGACGACUUCAACAGAAUCCUCAGGGAUGUAGAGGCAAACACAGUGCGAUUGAAAGAACAUGGUCAGAACGUUCUUGUCUUAGAGAAGAUUCCAACUAACGUACAAAACCAGGAUGGCACGAUUCAUUCGCAUUACAAGUAUUCUGUGAUGGCUGGCACAGCAGAGAAGAUGUUGGAACAUUUACUGGAAACAAGGAUGGAUGGGAAGCGAGAGGAGGUGUCUUCAGAUCGGUUUCUAGAGGACUUCCUGCUUACCCAUGUGAUCUUCAUGCCCAGCGAACGACUCUGCCGGGCUCUAGUCAACCACUACCACUCGGAGGCAACACUGGGCACGGACCAGGAGAUAGCGGACUACAUGCUGUCCCACAAGAGAUCUAUCGUCCAGUUCGUCUUAGCCUGGAAUGCUAUCAUCGGGGAGGUGUUUACUGAUGAUCCAGUCGUCAUCUCGUUUGUAAAGGAUCUGGUGCAGUCUGUGGAAGAAGACAGUGGUGUUUAUCCUAUACUGAGGGAAGACCUCGAAGCACUUGAAUCUAUCCUACAGUCUAAAAGCAGUUCUCUGCCAACUGAAAACACAACCAAGAGAAAAAUCAGUGCCUCGUUGAUACUCAGUCGAAAAGCUUCCAAAGCCAACUUGUUAGAAAACUCGUGGAAAAAGAAACCAAUCCGAGGAUCAGAUGAAAUUAUAUUCAAGGUUUACUGUGCGGACCAUACGUACAGCUCUCUACGUCUUCCGAUGAACACGACCGUCGCACAGGUUAUUGAACAUGCGGGAGACAAACUUAGUCUGGGUGAUGACCUCGUUCUUUGUGAGGUCAAGUCAAUGGGAGAGCGUGUCAUAUUUAAAGAGACUGACCUGGGUGUAGUAACAAGACUCAGUCUGAAUGGACGUUUGUUCAUCACCCCUCGCGAACACAUUGAUGCACUGACACCGCUGCCUGAGCAGGAUGGCCCUCCGAGUGGGACGUCCACGCUACUCGAGAUGAUGAGUACAAAGGAACUUGCCUACUAUCUGAUGCAGUACGACUGGGAGCUCUUCGUAUGUGUCCAUGAGUACGAGCUGAUAUACCAGGUGUUCGGCCGCUACAAGUUCCAGAAGAUCACUGCAAACCUCGACCUGUUUCUUCGACACUUCAAUGAGACGCAGUACUGGGUCGUCACGGAGAUGGUGCUCUGUUCCAACAGCAGCAAACGCGUACAGUUACUGAGAAAAUUCAUCAAACUCGCCGCACACUGUAAGGAGUUUCAGAACGUGAAUUCUUUCCUGGCCAUUGUGAUGGGUCUGAGUAACAUUGCCGUCAGUCGCCUCUCGCAGACCUGGGAAAAAUUGCCUAACAAAUUCAAAAGGAUGUUUGCCGAGUUUGAGACCGUGAUGGACCCGUCACGCAAUCACCGAGUGUACAGACUGACCGUCGCGAAACUCUCGCCUCCCAUCAUCCCAUUCAUGCCGCUGCUAAUGAAAGAUAUGACAUUCACACACGAAGGCAACAAGACAUAUUAUGAAAGCCUUAUUAACUUUGAGAAAAUGCAUAUGAUUGCUCAAACCUUGAGAACUGUCCGGUUCUGUCGUAGUCAGCAAAUGGAACUUGAAGCUCCACCUCUGACAGUGAAAUCUUCCCCUGAUGUUCGCAGUUACAUCAGAAAUCUAUCAGUGAUUGACAAUCAACGGACAUUAACUCAUCUUUCUCACAAACUUGAACCAAGAAGGACAUGAUAACAAAAGGAAUUGAAAUUGUAUUGUUGAUAUUUUGGCGAUGGGGUGGGGGUUCACAAAUAUAAGAACAUGCCACGAUGGAACAUUUGAAUUCAAACGGAUUAAGCAUUAAUUGGCAGGAAGUGUUCUCCUUGUAACAGCUAUGAAGUGUUCUCCUUGUAACAGCUAUGAAGUGUUCUCCUUGUAACAGCUAUGAAGUGUUCUCCUUUUAACGGUACAUCAAAACAUGGAUUUGUCAAAAGAGAAAUAUCAGUUUAUUAUCUAAUCAAAACCUUGUGGAGACAUGGAAUGUGUUUCUUAUGGAACAUAGUUUAAGGUAAUAUUUCAGCCUAAGACUGGUGAUUCUGUUGAAUUGAGCCAAAAUGAGUGUUGUGAACAGACAUGAAAGACUGUGUGCGUGUCUUGUAGAAAAACCGAUUGUGAAGCUGUGAUUAUCUCCAAAUUGAUUGUUUUGUCAAUAUACAUGUAGAACCACAAGACAGUGUGUUGUUGAAAGUCUUCGGUUGUGAACUUGUGAAUCCAGUCUUUGGUAGAACUGCAAAACGAGAGUUGUAGACAGUCUAGCUAGGACUACAGUCUUUAAACAUUCCAAUAGAUCUCCUGAACUGCAUGUUAUCAAGAGAAUGGUCAGAGACCAAUGGUUGUGAAUAGUUCUUCUAGAAACUGUCAACAAGAGUACUAAAACUGUAUGUUGUUGAGUCGUCAUAUCAAAUUGCAUAUUGUCAGCAAUUGCUAAAUGAUGCAUGUGAACAAAAGAGUUGUGAAGAGAAUUGCUUGACUGUAGUCUAGACACUGAUGUCAAAAGCUGCCAUAAACUCACAACAACUGCUAAAUAGAGUCAUGUUUGAUUGUCUCUGCGUUACCAAGAUACUGCACGUUGUGAAAAGUCCAGCCAAGGACAGCAUGUUGUCUGGUCUGCCAGUGACUUCAUUUUGUGAAGAAAUUGGGAGCAAUUCUGGUCCCGUGUCAGACAGCAUUCUGUUAAUACGAGGUCAUCAAAGAGUACUGUAAUGUGAUAAAAAAAUUCAUAAUAAUUCCAAAACAUUGAUGUCCAUUAUAUCAAGAACUGUCAAGAAUCCUGAAGGAAUGGAUGACAUCGUAUCAACAACUGUCAAGAAUCCUGAAGGAAUGGAUGACAUUGUAUCAAGAACUGUCAAGAAUCCUGAAGGAAUGGAUGACAUUGUAUCAACAACUGUCAAGAAUCCUGAAGGAAUGGAUGACAUCGUAUCAACAACUGUCAAGAAUCCUUCUUUUAGCAGCAUAUUGUGUGAGAACUACAGGCUGCAACAGUGUUGCUCUCCAGUAUUUGACUACACACAGCAGGUUGUGUGUAAAACAACAAACAACUGUGUAAUGGUAAUACUUUAUUCUAAAGAGUCAUUCAUGUCGGGAUAUUCGUCUAUGAUGUUGGCUGGGAGUCUCCUGAUGGACUGCUGUUUGGCUAAGCAAUGUUGACCAAGACUGAAGGUUGUCAGUCCUAUUACAUGCUAAAUCCUGGUUGUCAUAAAAUCUUAAGCAGAUGGCUGACAAUUGAUGCACACCAAAGAAAUGUUUAAUUGAAUGCAGUUGCAAACUGUAUGAGACAGAUCUGUCUGCAUUGGUCAGUGAUCUGCUACAGAUUUUAUGAAAACCAGCUUAACAGUAAACAAUUGAGUGGGCUUUCAGAUAGCCUUCUUACAUAUAUAGUAUUCAUCAAUCUCAGACUUGGAUGCAAAUUUUUAUUAUUCAAGUGCCAUGUGUUAUCUGUAUAUAUUUAAAUAAUUUAUUCAUGCUGAAUCAGAUUUUAAAACCAUUGUUUUGUAAGAACUGCAUUAAAAUUGCACCAACUUAUUCAUUUUGGUUUUUGAUCAUUGUAGUUCUCUACCUAUUUAAAUAAUUAAAAAGUAGCUAGACCUCUGAGUGUCUAUGGUUUCUGUUAAAUACUUGUCCAUGAAGAUGUUAAAACUGUGAUUGAAUCCAGUGUAUAGUAAGUUCCAGAAACAGAAUGACAUGGUAUUAUGUGCAUCUUAUUUACCCCAUAGCUUGAUGCAACGUGUGGCAAUGCCAAGUGCUUUUCUGCAAGUCACUGACCAUAGGUAGAGAGUUUAUAUUUUAUUUUAAAAUUUUACCAAAAAACAUAAAACCCCCAACAAACAAUAAAAACAAACAAAAACAAAAAAAGAAGAAAAAAAUUUCAACACAUAAAAACUACCCCUAAAUUCUAGG